Pipistrellus kuhlii (Kuhl's pipistrelle) is the source of this 1573-nucleotide messenger RNA. RefSeq names its product centrosomal protein 19 (gene CEP19). The coding region runs from base 241 to 738 and encodes 165 amino acids. Lineage: Eukaryota; Metazoa; Chordata; Mammalia; Chiroptera; Vespertilionidae. The record is from RefSeq and is a predicted model, not a curated record. Gene Ontology annotation, biological process: trans-Golgi to periciliary membrane compartment transport; microtubule anchoring at centrosome. Gene Ontology annotation, cellular component: ciliary basal body; spindle pole; centrosome. The transcript has 3 exons.
GGACGCGGCGUCCUCGCGGAGAGUGCACCGCACAGUGCCGUCUGCGGGGCGGUGGCUGCGGCCUGUCCGCCCGGCCUCCAGGCCCAGCAGGUGCUUCUCUGCACCGCAGCUGGUGGAAACGCCCCCUCCGGAGGUGUCCGUUGAUGGCCGGCAGAAGAUGCACUUUCUGUACUUCUCUCAGGGAAGUCAUUAUGUGACUAACACAUUUCCAGAUUUCCUCUCACUUACCGUGAAGUGUACAUGAGAAUGACGUGCACUGCCAAGAAAUGUGGGGUUAGGUUUCAGCCUCCAGCUAUUAUCCUAAUCUAUGAGAAGGAAAUGAAAGGGAAAAAUCGCCAGCGCAUCAUGCCUGUCCGAAACUUUUCCAAGUUUUCAGAUUGCAGCAGAGCUGCUGAACAAUUAAAGAAUAAUCCACGCCACAAGAGUUACCUGGAACAAGUGUCCCUGAGACAGCUGGAGAAAUUAUUCAGUUUUUUACGAGGUUACUUGUGGGGACAGAGUUUGGCCGAAACAAUGGAACAGUUUCAACGGGAAACAACCAUUGAUCCUGAGGAAGACCUAAACAAGCUAGAUGACAAGGAACUUGCCAAAAGGAAGAGUAUCAUGGAUGAACUUUUUGAGAAAAAUCAGAAGAAGAAGGAUGAUCCAAAUUUUGUUUAUGACAUAGAAGUUGAAUUCCCACAGGAUGAACAGCUGCAAUCCUGUGGCUGGGACACAGAGUCAGCUGACGAGUUCUGAUAUCAAAAACAAAAAUUUUAUUGGGCUAGCAGAAACUCCAUGUUUAAACAGAGAACGUAGAUUAGUCCUAGAAAAAUCUGUAAAGAACACUAAAUGUACACAUCAGGUCAUGUUUGGAUUGACCGUGUUACUUUUCAAAAACAGGGCAUGGAGAGCAUCUACUCUAUAGGUGCACUGACCUAUACACAAAAAAGGCUGCAGGUUUGAUUCCUGGUCAGGGCACAUACUUGGGUUGCUGGUUUGAUCCCCGAUUGGGGCACAUACAGGAGGCAACUGAUCGAUGUUAGAGUCUCUCUCACAUCGAUGUUUCUCUCCUCUCCUCUCUCUAAAAAUAUUCUUGGGUGAGGAUUUAAAAAAGAAAAUUUUUUUCAUUGAGGCACAGUAAGCAAAUUAUAGUUGGAUAAGAUUGGAGGGCAUAUAUAGUUACUAGCAGACUAUCCUGUGUGCAUUAUGUCUUUACAUAUAUUUAACUCUUUCCUAAGUAUUUCAUUCUAGAGUAAAGAAGUGCCCCUGCACAGUGCCCUGCAGCUGCCAGGGCAUGUCAUUGGGUGGACAGCAGGAGAAUUCUGCCCUUCCCGUAUCAGGAAAUGUACACCAAAGGCAUUCUGAAACCUUGAACCUUUUCCCAUAAAAAAAGUUUUGUUUGUAAAAUGGGAACCCUACCCAUAAUAAAUGAACAAUAGGUACUGCAGUUUAGGCCUAUUUAUGAAUUUGGAUCUACAAAGAGGAGAUUUUUGUUGACAAGGUUAUAUGUAUACAGAUAAUAUUAUUUAAAUGGUAGAAAUCCUGUUUUUUGCAAGGAACUCAAUACUCAUUAAAUAAACUGUAAAAAUUA